GUAUGUGUGUGUGUCAGGUAAACCAUGGCCUCUGAGGGCUAAUGAUACAGUGAGGAAGACUUUGCUCUUUGGUUUCUGCCUCUGACAUUGAUUCCAGACUGCUGCUGCCCCACGUACUGUAUAUACACUAAACUUGAACAUACUGCUCCAUUUGAAGUAUCUUGUGAUCUUGUGAAAACACGUUCCCCUCAACUGAACCUCACAACAGAUUACUUCACCUGACUGUUUAGGUUCAAACAAAGUGUCUAUUCUAUACAACAACAAAAAAAAGUGUGCCCAAGCUUUAUAUUUGACCCUGAAAAGUUAAUUAAAAGUAUGAAUGUGUGGGUGUGUUUGAAUUGAGGCAUUUGAGACGGUCAUGCUGCACUUUUGAGUCUGGAGGGGAUUAAUGAGUGACUAGUCAAGGCCUGGUUCACCUUCUUCGUACUCCAGACAGCUGCAACCUUGAAAUAUGUCAUUUGCCAGUGACAAGCUGUACAAUGGAUACUUGCGGCGGAAUAUGCCGACCAUUGUGACUAGGGUGAAACCGACAGAAAUAAUGAUCCAUCUGCCUUGUUUGACUUCUCAUGACAGGGAAAACAUUGAGGCAAAAAGAGAGACUUAUGGGAACUAUGACAGCAUGGUGGUUCUUCUGGACUGUCUGAAGAGAAGAGAAAACUGGCCAGAGCAGUUCAUCGAAGCACUUGAGGCGUGUGAGCAUUCAACUUUAGCAGCUGAGAUUAGAGCAGAAUACAACGCUCUGAGAGUCAUCAACAAUUCCAACCCCAGCUCCCCUCCAACGACUGUCGUCAGGGCACACGUCCAUCCUGCACCCUCUGCCAGUCAUAUGUCCCUCCCAGAUGGUGGGGCAAACAGUCAGGCUAUUGUUGCUCCACCAGCUGAAGCAUCAGCUCCUCCACAGCCAGCUGCCCAGGCCUCCCAAGACCCCCAGAGCUCAGCAGCCAACGUUCCUGAGGCAGUUUCCCCGUCUGAGCCCGUCUCUGAGCCUCCACAGUCAAAUCAGAAUGAAGUGAUACCCUGUCCAACACCUCCUCCUUCCCCUGUUACCCCACAUAAUCAGGCCACUAGAACCCCACCGCCUCAGAGGAAGAUUAGAUCUCACCAGGAGCCGGUGGAAAACUCUGAAUCAGACAUCCAGGAUAUCUCUGGUGGUAUCGCUGUGAUCCCUGAUCAGCUGAUUGCAGGGAACAGUGAGGUAUCGAUCAACUCUGUGGCUGCUCUUCAACCAUCCGGUCCUGUUGAGCAGUCUGAGACAGACUCUCUGUCCCGCCCAGAUCCGGUCCAAACAACAACAACCGCCACAGAGGUCAGUCCACCACAGAGUCCCUCCCCAACUCCGAUAAACUCAGAUGGGACCGAUGGAUCCUCUUUCCCCAUGAUGACCCCAGAGAGGCCUCCAGUCCAGGACACCACCCCUCCUGUUGACCUAAAACCUGCUGCUGUCCUGCAGCCUGAACAGAUGUCAGGACCUCCUGCUACACAGGUUGUUGAAAGCAGCCCGCAGACAGGAACUGCAGCUACAACCCCCCCCCUGCCUGGUGCUGCUGGGAUGGACGCCUCUCUCUGUGAUGACAGCACGGUGUGUCUGAGCAAGCCUGGCCAACUCAUCAGCAUCCCCCCACAAAAUCGUGAGCGCCCUACUAUCCCUGCGCCCAGCUCACCGGUGCAGCCCUACUCAGGGAAUAGUGAGCGUCUGGAAAUGAGCAAUGCUGCAGGUGACACUGUGACCUCUGCCUGCCUUUCUGCAUGCUCUGCUGUCAGCUCCACCACCAAGAGCACAGUGUCUGCACUGCCAUGCCAGGAGAACGGCAUUGCUCUUAACCAUAACGAACCGGAGGAAAACCAGUAUGACUCUCCUUCUCAGAGUUUGGGAAUGCAGGAGGUGCUGGAGAAUGUGGUGCAUGUAUCCGAGGAGGCGUCUAUCCUUAACCUAGACGGCCAAAGCCCAACACCACAAGCUCAAAUGUUCAAUGAUGAAGCAGCCAAGGAGAUCACGCCUGUACCACCACCAUUCACCAACACUGUUGAUACUGUAUCGAGUGUUAACACCCCCUCCAGUGAGAACUACCACCCCUCUGAGCCUGCACCUGCUGAUAUUUCACCAGAGCCGAAGACACUGCAGGAUUUAGAGAAGAAGGUGGCCUCUGGCACCCUGCCAACUAAUACAAAGUACAUUCUGACCGCUGCAGGAGUGGGCGCCUGUGCACUGCUGAUGGUGUGGAGGUUUAAGAGAUAAGGGGAUUUAAUACCUUUAACAGAAGACAAGAUUAGACUUUAAGGCUUUUAAAAGAGGAUGUUAUGGUUAUGGCGCCUUACUGUAGUCACUGGACUGGGAUGACGUGAGACAGCUGUUUAAUAAUUACCUUUAGUACUGAUAGCUGACUUGCCAGACUGUUGAUCAUGUAAUUAAUGACAGGUAUGUUGUUACGUUGGACUAUGUUUUAUCAUUUUACUGUUGAAUGAAGUUAGCCCUAAAAACCAAAACUACCCUUCUUAUCCUAGUUUGGAAACGUAAUGGAUCUGGGUUGAGAUCUCAGGUUUUUUAUGGACUUGCUGCAAAUAAGUGGUUUGUAAAGAUACACUGAUGCUGUCUUUUAAUGAUAGAAAUGUUUGUAUGUUCACUUUUCUGAAAAGCACUUUCAAGAUAAGACUGCUGGCUGUCAUCCAGGGAGGGUUAUUGUACCAAGUACCAAUUUUACUGGAUGUGUAAUGCGGAAGAAAGAGUACCAGCAUCCCACUCUGUAAACGAUGGCUGGUGCACUGUCUGUAUUUAUUUGUACAUAUAUGAAUACGCUAUUUAGGUAUCUAUGUAUUUUAAGAACAAAUGAUUUGUCAAAAACAUUCCAAAGUACUCAUAAUAUCUUAAUAAAUCAGUCAGCUAAAAAUGUUAUAAUUCAGUUAAAUACUUUGCAAUGUAUCUAGUACAUAGUCCAGACCAGUUACUCCAACACGUUUUCAAACCAUGGGACGUCCUGUUUAUUUUUUAGCCAAAAACACUGUUAUCGUAGGUCGUCGUUAAAACUGGGGUUUUUAAUGGUAAUUUUUGUGGUUAUUUCCUAUUUCUUCUGUUUUGAUGUUUGAAAACAUCAAAAAAUAAAAAUGUAGUUAGUGUAAACAUUGCCUAGUUUUUUGUGCAAUAAGAUAAUUUAAAAAAUUCACAAUAAAAAAUUGGAAAUGAGCAUAUCUUUCUGCAUUUGUCAAGCAGUUGUGUUCUAUCUGGACAUCAUUUGGUGUACAUGUUUAAUAUGGUAUUUUGUUUUUCCAUAGGUUUUUUUCUCCUUUAAAAUAGAAACAAGUUUGAGAAGUAAUGUUUUGUGAGAUGAUAUUUUAUUGUAAAAAGCUUUGUCAAUAUAACAAAUGUAAAAAAAAAACAACCAACAACUUAAAUUUAGGAAGUGUUACACAAUUUUAAGAGGAUAUUUGAGUUGCAAAGAUGGGUUAGAUGCUUUGUAGAUUAAAUGUAUUGUCGUUAAUGGUACACAUGUAAAUUGUAAUCUCAGUUUAAGGUUUAUCAAAAACAAUGUAAGCACUGUCUCUAGCUAUGCACUUUAAAAAUCAUAUCAAUAAACUAAAAUUCCAAAAAUU
Molecule: messenger RNA, 3585 nt
Organism: Perca flavescens (yellow perch)
Lineage: Eukaryota; Metazoa; Chordata; Actinopteri; Perciformes; Percidae
Gene: mavs
Product: mitochondrial antiviral signaling protein
Exons: 5
Coding region: 452-2236 (594 amino acids)
Source: RefSeq, a predicted model, not a curated record